Molecule: messenger RNA, 2430 nt
Organism: Scleropages formosus (Asian bonytongue)
Lineage: Eukaryota; Metazoa; Chordata; Actinopteri; Osteoglossiformes; Osteoglossidae
Product: nanos homolog 1-like
Exons: 1
Coding region: 541-1275 (244 amino acids)
Molecular function (GO): RNA binding; zinc ion binding
Source: RefSeq, a predicted model, not a curated record
UCCCAGUUUCAUCAUGAUGCGAUUGAUGGGAUUCUCAGCAGAACUAUUUUUUUUCUUACAAAAUCUGAGUAACAUAUAUAAACAGGGUGUUUACAUCAAAGCUAAUUAACGGAAUUAGUAUUAACACAGUGUUUUGUAAAGGCUGAGAAAACUGUUUUCCACUGCGUUAGCAAUCAAUGUCGUCUUUUUUUUUAUUACUGUUUAUUUAUCCACCGCUAUCGGUGCCGCGUACGGACAGUAAAAAAACUCCACUCCGGGUUUUAACUAGAGCAAAUCCUAGAUCAACCUUAACACAAAGUUGGUUUGAAAAGAACGGCCCGCCCCCCUUGUCAAACAUGUCCUUGUUAAAAAGACCAGUCUUGCCAACGGGCUUUUCAGACGCCUGGCGGAGCGCAGCGAUGAGUAGCGCUUAAUUUUCAAAUUUUAACUCAACCGACUGUCAACAAUAAGUGGUGGGAUUCAAAACUGGUUUUUCCGCAGAAAAGGGAAAAAGAAAAAGAGAGAGAGAAAAAAAAAAAAAAACACGUUACAGACCAGAACAUGGAUUUUCUAAAUCACAACUAUUUGAGCUCGCGCACCUCCUAUGAUUACACCUUUAAUUUUUGGAACGACUAUCUGGGUCUGUCCACGUUGGUGGCGCAAAACAAGAACAGCGCGCCGCAGAGUCCCAACUCGAUCACGGAGUCGCUGAAGGCCACGCUGGGUUUGGACGAUUCUUCCUGCUCCUGUGUGAUCGGGCUCGGUGGGGAGGGCGGUGGUCAUCUGGACUGCUGCUGCUGCCCCUCGGCGAGCCCACCACCACCACCACCACCGCCACCACCAUCUACCUCCACUGGCUCCAGGCUGGACUUGAAGGAGCGCUUCUCCAUAUUCCGUCCUUUCCAGAACCAAAGUACCAGCAGCGGCAGCAUCCCUCCCCAAGACAGGGACUCGGGCUCUGGAGGCACUUUGACUUUCCCUGGGUUCGAUCUCUUCGGCACGGAGAGGAAGGUGCGCAAGCUGACGACGAGGAGUAAACAGGAGCCGAAGAUUUGCGUCUUUUGUCGGAAUAACGGAGCCCCGGAGGAGGCGUUCGCCUCCCACGUCCUGAAGACGCCGGACGGGAGGGUAGUGUGUCCCAUCCUCAGAGCUUACACUUGUCCCCUGUGCAGUGCCAAUGGGGACAAUGCCCACACUAUAAAGUACUGCCCGCUUUCCAAAGAUCAGCCGGCGCAGCGACCACUGAAACUGAAAGGAGGGAGGGCGGUGGGUGGUAAGAGACUGAAAAUAUUCUGAGUAGUUCCUUAAAUAACGUCGACGUGAUUUAAAAAAAACGGCAUUCACUAAAUUGCACUGGAUAUUUAUUUAAUAAUAGAUGACUGUUCGGAUGGCGACAGCCCCCCCGUCAUAAACUUGCUGUAGUAUCAUUUAUCGAAUUGUCACGCCUUCGCAAACGCUCUUCCUAUAUGCAUAUUAUUUUUCCCGUUAAUUCUUUUCUUCGUGCGCGCGGCCGAACCGUACGCGGCGCGCGCGGCCGAGCGCUUGGGGCGCGCACACGCUGAGCGCAGUUCGCACAAACGGGCGCACGUUUUGUGAAUAAAAAGAUGGUUUAGUCUCCGAGGACCGCAGUUGCUUUUGACGCAAGAUGUGUAGACUUAGGUAGUUUUUUUUUUUUUUUUAAUGCUGUUCUAAUGAACCAAAGUUUAGUUAAACGCGUAUAAAUAAAUGAGUGUUUCCGAUAUGUAGAGCCUGGAGGCCGAUAUUGAAUCUGUCCGUUUUAAAAAAAAAAAUGUUUUUCACUCCCUCAUGUUUCCAUCAUGUUGCGAAAAACAAGUCCGUAACAUUAACUGGCCUUUAAAUAGGAAGAAAACGCGUGUUCUUUACCGCGUUUCUUGCCCCAGCCCCCCUAGGCUUUCUUAACGUUUUCCCUUUUAUUGCUUUGCCUUUUUUUCCCAAAUGAAAGGAAGCACACAAAGAGGUACUUGCCAUGUUUACAUAGCCAAGACUGGAUCUCCUUUGGGGUGUCGCGUUCGUGCUGUUUUCUACGGAUCAUUCCAUUCCAUGAGGUUUGAGGGAACCUUCUUAGCAUCACGACGCUUUGUGUGAACGUUAAUAAAGAGGCUGAGCGCACAACGCUCCUUCAUUCCGCUCAAUCCCAGCGCUCCAGUCCAGCGCACCUAAUAAAUGUCAAUAAAAGGCCUUUUUCCUCCCAACGAAACAAUGAUUCAAUGUAUUGUCCCUUUUCCCGCUGCAUCGUUUCGCAAACUUAAACCCAAAAAGAUUGUGAAUGUAUAGCCUAAGUGAAAUCUUGAACACGCUGCACAUUUCCAGUAGUUUUGUUUACCAAAGGAAUAGUUUUGCUGAAUGAGGAAAAUAAGGUAAUAGAUUUGCUGUAUUGUAUAUAAAAAGUGUGUGUUUUAUUCAGUAUUUUAACAUCAAUGGAUUUAAGAG